CCCCCAGUUUCUUGUUUCAUCGUGCCACGUUGCCUGGAUAUCAGCUUAUCAACAGACUGAAUUUCUACCACCAUCAUCGCAUGAAGAGACCUUGUAAGAAAACUGCAUUGAAUAUGAGUACCAGCUUUUAAAAAGGGGGAGAUUAUAAGACAGGGUUGAACUCAAUGAAAUUUCAUGCUAUGAUUUGUUGUUCCUUGGAGGUACAAGAUAAAGAAUGGGAGAAAAACAGAGAAGACAACAAAAGCUUUCGAAUGUUCCCCGGAUUCCUUGCAUUCGGGUCCCUUCCUCUGCCUGCAACACUUCCUUAAUGAAGGACCUAACCCAAGGGCAGCAGCGCUACUUUUACAGCAUCAUGAGGAUUUAUAAUUCCAGGCCCCAGUGGGAGGCUCUGCAGAACCGCUAUAUUCACAGCCUUCAGCACCAGCAGCUGCUUGGCUACAUUACUCAGCAAGAAGCUUUGGCUUGUGCCACUGUACUUAGAGAUUCAACAAAGAGAGCCUCAGCUAAGGUAGCUCCUCAAAGAUCCAUCCCCCGGAAGCCUUCAGCCAUGACAAGAACACGGCUGUCAGCACUACCUAUGUCUGUGGUUCGACCCAGGGCUCAAAGUGCAGAGCUUGGAUCCCUCAGGAAUUGAGGCUUUGCAAAGCUCUGAAACAGGUGCUUUGCCCAUGUACCCCAAAAUCUAGUGGGUGCUUAGUACAUAUCCGUUGAAUGAAAAAAAAAAAAAAACCUUCUAACACACACCUAUACCUAGAAAUAAUCUCUCUUCCACUUACAUAAAUUUUACCAGCAGGAACAAAUUGAGAGGUUUAAGAGCAAUGAAACUAACUGUAAACAAGCCUUUCACUCCAUGUAUAACCUGUAGAGUGAAAUGACUUUUGAAGCUUUCAAAGUAAAUGCUUCCUUUUAUUUAGAACCUUUUAGAGAAGUCCCAAGAACAGUGAGAGGGGAAAAGUCAUCAGAGGGUGCCAGGUUUUGAAAAUACACAAACCAAUACCAAGUUCAACACUGAGCACACAGGGUUUCCAGAUUCAUAUUAUCUCAGCAGCAACUGCUGUGCAUUGGCAUGUCCUCUUUCCUCUCUUCUUGCCCAUCAAGCAAUAGCAUUUAACUUGGCCCCAAAUCUUCUGGUUCUUGCCUGACUCAAUCCCUCUGUGUCAUCUUGAAACUUGGACUUAUCAACUUGCCGCAGCUGGGUUCAUUUUACCAGCUAUAGUUGACCUUAACCCAGGCAAGAGAAUUCAUGCACACAUCAUCUCCUGGCAACUGAAGAUACACUCUCAGCAGAACAAGAAAUAACCCUUAAGGAACUAGUCUCAAGUCUAACCUUGCCAUGGCCUCAUUGGUUUUAACCACACACACAAUUUUAGACAAAUAAGCAAAAAAAAUGAGAUAAUGAAUCAAAACAACAUAUAAUGGUAUAGUGUCAUAUUAGUUAUAUAUUUAACAGUUAUUUUCAUCACCAAUGAUUUUUUUUUGCAUGUGGAAAGUUAGUCACCAGUGUUCACAUAAAGUCAAAAUUUUUUUAAGUCAAAAUUUUUAUAUGUCUUUUCUUCCUCUUUAUUCUAUAUGUUCAGUCCCCUUCCUUCAUUUAAAUCAGCCAAUGAUUUUGUCAUGCCCAUAAAAGGAGUUGCUUGAGAUGGAAUUAGAGACUUGCUUGACAAGGGAUGUGCUACAUAGAACUGGAAGGAAGAUGCUAUACCAUUACAAGAAGAAAAAAAAAAUCUCAUUGAUGAUG
Molecule: messenger RNA, 1738 nt
Organism: Nyctereutes procyonoides (raccoon dog)
Lineage: Eukaryota; Metazoa; Chordata; Mammalia; Carnivora; Canidae
Gene: FAM216B
Product: family with sequence similarity 216 member B
Exons: 4
Coding region: 215-634 (139 amino acids)
Source: RefSeq, a predicted model, not a curated record